This is a messenger RNA of Syngnathoides biaculeatus (alligator pipefish), 3998 nucleotides long. RefSeq names its product tumor suppressor candidate 2-like. Bases 1178 to 1513 code for a protein of 111 amino acids. Gene Ontology annotation, cellular component: mitochondrion. Gene Ontology annotation, biological process: inflammatory response; regulation of mitochondrial membrane potential. The record is from RefSeq and is a predicted model, not a curated record. Lineage: Eukaryota; Metazoa; Chordata; Actinopteri; Syngnathiformes; Syngnathidae. The transcript is spliced from 4 exons.
AAACAUCGAACUACUACUGAGCACUCUUUAUUUUUUUCCAGAAUCACUUGUUAGCUGGUUGGACCCUCUUGAGUGAGACUAGGAAAUACUUUUUUUUGUAUUGCUACAGCUAAUGAUAUAUGCACUAGCAUCCUCUCACUGAGUAUUUAAUUGACUACAAGACCUGUGGCAAUUUUUCUGUCCUUACAAAAAUAGCGAUGCUCACAUUGACGCAGCGAUUUUACUUUGUGUUUGUUAUUGUCGUUUCCCGUUGUAAGAACAAAAGUGCACUAUUGCUGCCAAUAAUACACAACACAUUACAAAAGUUUAAACUAAUACAAAAAUAAUUGAAAAAUCACUUCUAUUACUUUUGUAACAGAAUUCUGGCAUAUUGUGCAGAGUAUACACACGAUCUUUUUUAUCAGGUUGAAUAUAAGAAAAAUAACAGAACAAAAAUGUUUGUUCUGACUGCUCUUAUUCUCUACAAUGUUGAAUAACUUUUGAAACAAGCAAUGUGUGAGCUUCAGGUUGCUUCCCAAUUGACCUACGUUUCAUUAUACGUCACAGCAGUGAUUUCCAACCUUUAUAGAGCCAAGGCACAUAUUUUACAAUUGAAAAAUCCCACGGCACACCAACAAAAGUAAAUGUCACCAAAAAUGGAUCGAUUAGUUACUGUAUGUACUUCCUGCCAUCUAAUAGAAGAGGAUUUUUUUGUUCUGUCUGUCAUUGUGCCUCACUGGCAUAAAUAGAUAAAGAUACAUUAUUUCUUGGAAUAAAUGUUUUUUUAGCAAUGACAUAAAAUUGGAUAACUUCCCCCGGCACACCUAUAGAGCGCUCACGGCACACUAAUGUACACCGGCACACUGUUUGGGAAUCAUUGCGUCACAACUCGGCCCAACUCGGGAUACAGUACAUAAUUCUUUGUGAAUUGUAAAUAUUAAACAGUUUUCACAUUUACCAUUUUCCAAGUAGAUCUGGGAGGGAAAAAAAAACACUCUUAACACAUCCCCACAGUAUAGGAUAAUUGCUCAGGAUAAUAUUUAAGAGCCACGUGACAAAUUGGUCUUUGCUGACUUUGAUUGGAAUGGUGUAAUGCUCAGAUUUAUACAGAUUAUUAAUCCUGCCAUCAUUAAGAAAUUGCCAAAUGGCAGAUUAGAGCUUCACCUGACGACCUAACAAUGCCUUAUAUGUGAAAAGAAUGGGAGGAAGUGGAUCCAAAAACAAAGGCGCCUGGCCUUUCUCAGGCAGCGGGGCAGGAGGUGACUCUGCCGGGAAUGGCAACGAGCAGUCGGUGGCCCGCCUCAAAUGUCCCAGGAACGCGACGCCCUUUGUUUUUACCAGGAGGAGCUCACUCUACUACGACGAGGACGGCGAUCUUGCCCACGAAUUCUACGAAGAGACGGUGGUGACAAAAAAUGGGCAGAAAAAGUCCAAAUUGAAGAGGAUUCAAAAGAAUCUCAUUCCACAGGGGAUCGUGAAGCUGCAGCAUCCCUGUAUUCACGUAGACUUCCCCAUUGUCCUCUGUGAGGUGUGAAGGGUCUUUUUUUUUUUCCUCAUAUGAAGAAUGGCGCCCACUCCUCCUUUUGACCGAAAAGAGGUCAGAUCCGACUGAGUGUGCGGGUUAAAAAAUAAUCAACGUUGGUCUGGAGAAACAAAAAAUCCAAUGCAAAGAGACAUAUUGUUAUGUCAUUGACAUAAAGCUAGUUCAGAUGUUCAUUGCCCAUCUGAUAUGUAAACAAACUUUAGAGUGGACAGAUUAUUGUAAAUUGAUGUUUUAAUGGCUUGCACACAAGUCUGAAGUACCUGCCCACCCAUUAAGUGUGUUAUUACACAACCAAGGUAAUGUUUUUGUGAGAUGCCUGUUUCCGAAAAUGUUUUGGUGUCAUAAUUUUCCCAAUAUCACCCCUACGCCAGGUGUCUUUCCCCAUGAGUUGGGAGUUUGAUUGUGAAGUUCUGCAAUUUCCGUGCAGUUACCAUGGAAGCGCUAUCAUCUCAAAUCCAAACGCUAAACAGAGCUGCAGAGAUGCCAGUGUGUAAUUUGGCUUGUUGAUGAUGAAGUAGUGCUUCCAAAAGUGGAAAUGCAGAAUUUUUAUGGAUGCUUGCUUUGUUUUAUUUGCCACCCCCAAGCUCCUCACUCUUCUUGGUCGUGACAAAAGCUGUACUCGGCAUUGAGGCCAUAAUGGAAAAAACGGGCUAUUUUCAGAGCACCAAAAAAGUGGAUGAAAAGUAUGCAAUAUUUUUUCAUUCUUUGGGUAUUUUGACAAAAGCUUGUCGGAGACAUCUUAAGACCACUGGGAAAAUAGGCAUAUUCUGUCAUUAUUAUCUGUCCAUAUGAUCUUUCCUUUGAAAACAACACAUCAAACUAUGCUGUAUUUCUACCCUGGGGUGUUAUUUGUGCAGAAAUAAAAAAAGGGGGGGGGGGUAAUUGUUAGGGCCACGCUGAAAAUAGGAAAAAAGAUGGUCAAAUUAUGAGGGGAAAAAGCAGUGUAGAGGAGAACAUGUUGUAAUAUAGCGGGAAUUAGGUUUAUUUUUGUUUUUUAUGAAGAAAAAAAAGAUAUGAGAAUAAAGGUGUGAAUGUCCAAAUUCCCAUGGCAAUAUAAACGAGAGAACUGAGAGAAACAGCUGUUGUCUCUAAUCUUUAGAGGCUUGGUUGGUCUUAGUCAUACCAUUAUCUUUUUUGUUUUAAUAUUUACUCGUUCUUGUAAAAAAAAAAAAAAAAUCCCCAAUUUUCCCUUAUGACCCUAAACAUUUUCAUAAUUAUUCUAGUAUGACUUAUUUUACAGUGGUGCCUUUAGACACGGGUGAUAUGUUUCAACAUACGAGUUGUCGUUGCUUUGACUUGCAAGCAAAUAUUAAUGUUGCUCCCAGUUGAAGUUUACUGUCAAAACAAAGAGAAUUAUGCAUUGUCUAUUUAAAACUCAUUAAAGCUCAGAGCUCACUUUAAAUAUAAUGCUAAUUCGUUACUGGAAACACCAUAGACAGGUUAAUGAAUAGUAUGCAUGUAUGUGGCAGUGUUACUAAGCAACAUACAUAUAUUUGAACCCAAGCGGUUCAAGGGCACGUGUAGACGGACCAAAUAACAUGACCCACCGGCAUAUAUUCUUUAUCUUCUGUGAAAAACACCUAACAUGAGUGCAUCUUACUGACUCAGGGGAGUUGUGACACUUGGAUUUGUGUCUGCAUGACUGUAUUAUGCUGCCCCGCAGCCCCCGCGCCAGUAGCCAAGUAUAAUUCUUUGUAAUUCUGUCAAGCACUUGGUUUUUAUUAAGUAUAGGGUCAUUUUCCUUAUUAAAAAGAUGUUUUUGGGGUCCAACUUGAAUUGAUUGCAUUCAUAUUUAUGUCAAUGGGGAAAGAUAAUGUGAGAUUUUAAGUUACAGGCAAGCUCAAACAAUAAAUUAAACUCGUAUCUCUAGGCACCAUUGUAGUUUGUCUUUAUUUCAUAAAAUGACAACUUUCUAAAGUAAAAAUACCAUUUUAUUCUUGUAUUAUCUGUAAUAUUGAGACUUCUUGUAAUUAACAUAACAUGUUAUUGUAUAGUAUUUCCUCUAGUUUAUAAAAUUCAAAAUCAAAGUUUUUUCCUUUAAAUAAAAAAACAAAGCCUUCUCAUGCUGAAAUUUGUGUUAAUAGUACAAGUUUAUUUUCAUAACUAUUUUUGUUGUAAAAAUUGUUCUACUAGGGGUCUUCACAAAAUUAGAUAUUUAGUGAUAUGUAAUCUGAAUAUUUGGACUUCUCAUAGUACAUCUUUCUGCUUGUAAUAUUUUGAUUUUUUUUCUUCUUUUCAGCGCGGCUCCAUAGUCGCUUUUACAAAACAGCAGUGGAAAUUCGUGUCUGCCUUUAGUGAGACGCACAGACGUAGCAAGUGUCUGGGUGUAUGUAUCUAUGUGUGUGUGCACGCGCACGGGGGAGUUUUUCAGCAGGACAGCGAGCGAUGUUUUAUCGUAAUAAACAUUCCGUAUGUGAGCCUUUCUCAGUCACGUGAGCUCAGACCUGCACUAGUGAAAACGAUGCACUGUAAAUAA